AUGCAGAGAGUUGGCUAUUGCACUGCUCACGGCCAAUGUUUCCAGCUUGGUAAGUUGAGGAACAAGACUGGUUGCAUGGUUGGCAAGAAACAAAAACAGAUUAUUUUGGAACCCGGAAUGCCAUCGACAAUGUGGAUUAAUUUCCACGCAUUAAUCUCCCAAAACAGUGCAUUUGGACAAAAGAGCUGGAUUUACGGAGAUGUGCCAAAAUCGGUCAGACGGUAUUCCAUUGAUACUGGUCAGAAGCCGGACACCGUCGAUGAAGAGGACAGAGUGGCGUUUGUCAAUUCCGACGGGCAGAUUACACGAACGAAUACGAAUGUUGGACAUCACCCGGUUACUUGUCAUCUGUGGUCGAAUGCCGGGGAUGGAGCGGUGGUUCGACAUGAGAAGUUCGUUUUUGACCCCUUGUUAAGUGCGCGUAAAAGCAUUGCAAAUUCGAAUAAAACGAGUGGCUGUUUCCUCGACUACCUGCAGUCCACAAUGAUCACUUGUGCUUUGAAGUAA
Echinostoma caproni is the source of this 507-nucleotide messenger RNA. The record is from the annotation of a GenBank genome assembly. NCBI's taxonomy places the organism in Eukaryota, Metazoa, Platyhelminthes, Trematoda, Plagiorchiida, Echinostomatidae.